GUCAGGCAGCCGGCGCGGGGUUUUUUAGCAAGUGCUGAAACCAUUAAGAACAUUAGCUUUUUUAUCGUACAGAAUAUAGAAUUUUUGUGGAAGAUAUUAUUAAGUAGUGAGAAGGUAAAGAAACAGAGACUUUGAAGAUAAAUAAAACGAGGUGCUAUUAGAAAACGUGUGUAUUCUAUUCUUCAAUCUACUGCAAGAUGAAACGAUUGAUUGCAAUGCUGGUGCUUGUCACGUUGACCCAGGCGCUCUCGAUUGACGAUAGCUCACUGGAUAUCAACAUCAACGUGGAGAAGAAUUCGAAUCUAUAUCAUCACGGACAGCUCCGGGAGGGUGCCUUCGAGUAUGGAUUGGACGUGGUGAAACAGUUGGACAAUCACUUCCAGCACAAGGUCAAGGGCCUGGACGGUGUUACGUACGGGUGCUACGGAUUCGUCGAUCCCGAUGGAAAGCCUCAUCUGGUGCACUACGUAUCCGAUCUGAAGGGAUACCGUGUGGUGCCACCGGAUCAUGCAACGAAAAUAUACGUUGCUCGGUUGGAGAAGAGCAUAACCAACGUAUAUCAAGCUUCGGUCGAAAAGGACGUCGAAUGGAAGGAUUUAUUUUUCCCACCGGCCUGCCGAACGUUGUUGGCAGAGCUGCAAAAAGUUGCUCGCCUAACAACCCCACGACCAACUACUCCACGACCCACAACAACUCCCCGUCCAACGACACCGCGGCCAACGACUGCCCGCACAACACCGCGCCCAACUACGACCGUUGCCCCUCCGGAGCCGGAGUUUGUCGAUUCCAGCAAUGUGCACGAAGCGUACGCCCCCUGCCAAGAAUCCGGCUCCUGCUCUCGGGUGUGCGAUGAGUUGAGAGGUGAACUGAGGGAAAUCAAGGCCAAACUAAAAGUACUAAUCGAUGCUGUGGCAGGGCAACAGCAGAGCAAGAGGACCCCGGUAGGCAAUGAAACCUAUGCCUAUUUUCCAGUUGUGUUGAGUGAUAGGCCACCGCAAGGUUUUGACGCCCGGUCUGGAAGGUAUGCGUUUCCGGUUUUUGCCCAGCAGCAGCAGUGCGGUAGGCAGUAGGAGGAUGAGAGGGAUUGUAAUGGGGAGGGAGUAAUUAUUUUAGGUGUAAUACGAGCGAUCGAUGAAUGUGAUGUCUAUUCUAGUUUCUAACUUAGCUGUUAGUGUAAUAUUCAUGAAAUAAAUUAUUAAGCUAGUAACUGAAGUGCCCAUUUGCAUUAUGCUGAUGACUUUAACAUUAAUUGCUAUUUUAAAGUGCAUUUACGUAUAGGAAGAGU
This is a messenger RNA of Topomyia yanbarensis, 1285 nucleotides long. RefSeq lists its product as uncharacterized. The record is from RefSeq and is a predicted model, not a curated record. NCBI's taxonomy places the organism in Eukaryota, Metazoa, Arthropoda, Insecta, Diptera, Culicidae. The coding region runs from base 198 to 1070 and encodes 290 amino acids. The transcript is spliced from 3 exons.